UUUUUUUUUUUUUUUUUUUGCAUUUUUUAAAAAAUGAAAAUUCUGUUUCUUUUCUGUCCAAAAAAUCUUAUUUAUCAUUUUUUCAUAUCAAAGUAGAAUUUUGCUGAAUUAAGUCACUCUCUUUCUAUUAUUUUUCCCCUUUACUAAUAAAUGAUAAAAAAAAAAAAAUCCGCUCAAACGAAAACACGUGUUGCACUUGUGCCGCCUGGAGUCCGCGUGACUAAAAACCUGACAGAUGACGUCACAGUUUACAAUUCGACACGUGAGGAAAAGCAUGAUAGAGAUUUUCAUGGCCGACGGAUGACAAAAAUUUCUUGUUUGUGUACAGAUUUUCCUGGAAAUGGUAGAUUAAGUUGCAAUGGAUACUUGCAUGGAAGACCAGGCAAAGAGGAUAAAACUAGAAGUAAACGACAGACCUUUGAAUUUUGCCAUCAAUCCAGAUGAAUUUGAUUUGCAAUGUGUGAAGAAACCCAAAGUUCCACGGGAUCCAAUGUCUCACCGCAUCAUAGAGAAACGCCGGCGAGAUCGCAUGAACAACUGUCUAGCUGAUCUCAGCCGUCUUAUCCCAGCAAAUUAUCUCAAGCAGGGUCAGGGCAGGAUAGAGAAGACAGAAAUCAUAGAGAUGGCAUCCAAGCAUAUACGUCAUCUGCAGAAUCUGAACAAUUUUCACGGUGGGCACAUGGAAAACUUCCAGGUGGAUGGAGCAGGCCGGGCAUGCUGUGAAGAUAAGUUCUAUAUGGGCUUCAAGGAGUGUCAAGACGAGGUCAUGCGAUACUAUGUGGAAUUUGAGGGGCGGGACAUCAAAGACCCUGUGUGUGUCAAUGUUGACAAACAUCUGGAGCAGGCCAGUCAGAAGUUUCUGCCCAAAGAACAUUCAAGGAGUGGGAAAUCUGAUGACAUUAUCAUCGAGGACACAAACAGCUUUCAGAGUACAAAUAACAUGAUGCAUGAGCCGCCUGUGGAUCUCCCUAGGCAAGCUCCAGAAGAAGCACCUGUCAAUAGUCAGGACCGCUUUCUGAGAAAUCUUCUCUUACCAAAAGAGCCUUCUUUUAAUUCGAUGAGCAGUUCUAACAGUUCUUACAAUGGGUCCAAUGCCUCAGGGGAGUCUUAUCUAUAUCCCAUUUCUAUGAGAAAUGCCGACGGGCCCCAAAUGGCGUUUCGAGAAGACACGGAGGGGUCGUAUUCAUUGAGUAGUCACUCCACAGAGAAACCGAAUCAUUCCACAGAUUCUGAUAGAGACAGUAGUACCGGAGGAAGUGUGAAAGAAAAUCAUGCGUACAAACUGAAACACAACAUUAUCAAGCGGUUCUCCCAGGAAGAAAAACGUGAGCAUCACCAUCUGGUGCCGCCGUCUAGUGAUACAUCCUCCAGCAGUUCACGUGAAGACGAGAAAGAGAAAGUCAAGAGGAAGUACCCACGUCACAAGCUCCGCCCCCACAGUGAAAGUAGUUCCAUUCACAGCAACUCAUCUAAGAGUGACUUGCAGUCGAGUAACAUUCCAUUGCCAGCCUUUGUGUUAAAUCCAGAUGGCACUCACUAUCUCCCUGUUUGUAUCCAUCCAUCAUUUCUCGGUAACGUUUUCCCGAAUAAAGAGCUGGGUAAGAAUUCGAUUUAUCACCCCAUCAGUAUCCCCGUCAAUUUUGACGGCCCGUACAUCGCAAUGCCACACUCGCCCAUCAGUCAGCCGUGCGGUACUUUAGAAAGUAGCUGCAACAGGGACAUCAUGCCGGGCAUCCCAGAGGUCGUCAAUUAGACAGAGGUGUAAAAUUUACACGAAAGAAAUCGGCAGUGUUGUUCGUUGUAUAUUAUGUUGACUAUUUGUAUUCAUUUAUCAUAUGUUUAUGUUGAUUAAGCAGCUGUUGACAAAGUGCUAAUUGUUGUUCUGUGUAUAUAUAUAUAUUUCCUGUUUACAUAUAUUUCCUGUUUACAUAUUUGAUUUCAUUGAAGAAGUGCUAGCUACAAAUGACGACUUUUCUAAUCGUUGAAAUCUGUUCGUUGGAUCCCGUUGUUAUGUUCAAACAUUUGGUAUUUUUCCGUGGAUUGUUUUUGUAUAGGUUAGCAUCAGAUCUGUGCUGAUAUAGUUGUUUUGUUGUAGUUAUAUUUUGUUGUUUGUUACUGUUAGGAAUUAUAAACUGGGACAAUUUUUUUAUAAGUAUUUGUUUUGAUUUUAAAAUGAAGCUCAUUAUUGGCAAAUCUGUGAAACUAAAAAAAGUGCUAUGUUAAGGUUUAUAAUCAGAACUGUGUUAUUCUGGACAGUUUUAAUGAUAUACAAUGUAAACUUUGCCUAUUUUGUAUUUUUAUUCCAGGAUUGGGAUUCUUUUAGUGCUAUACAUAUACAAAGUAAUAUUCACGAUGUAUGAACUUAUUUUACUUAGGAUUUUUGUUAUACAGUGACAUGAUUAUCUGGUAUGGUAAACUGUUCACUUUCUGCUCGACAAUAUCAAUCACUUGUAUCUGAUAUUAUGGGGUGGAUUUUUGUAAUUAGUUCUAAAUUCCUCGAUUUGUUUUUAUGACAGUGUAUUGAGUUUGUGUGUUGUUAUACAUCCUAUUUGAGGAUUUUACACUCGUGUUGAGACACCACUAACUUAUAAAGGUGAAAUGCCACAAAUCUUGACUUGUGUCAAACUUAAGACCUUUAACAUAGCUAGUGUUACACAGCCUCUGUAGAAGUGAAAAACAUGGGUCUGAAUUUAGAAAUAGAGGUCCUAUGUCAUGUUAGACGUUGAUAUGAUAAAGACCCCUCACUGUUAGUCUGGAAUGCCAUACAUUGGUUCCCGGGUUGGGUCGGAGUUAUUGCACUUGAAAAAACUUCAUGAAUGAUAGGUAUUUGACUAAGAAACAUUAGUAUAAUGGAUAUUAUGAGGACUAAAUUUUCACAUAUAGGUCCCUGGUUUGAUGUACUCUAUACAGUAAAACAUGGUUAUAGCGAACAUCCAGGGCAAGCGAAAAAUAGUUCUUUAUACCAAACUUAUAUUUCCAAUAUUUUUAUUAUUUUCCUCUCAUCUGGGUAUGAAUAUGAAUAUCAUUACUUCACGAUAAUGUUGAAUUCAUAGUAAGUUUUAGUUAUGAGCUUGUUCGACUGUGAAAGGUUCAUGAUUUUUACGAGUUCACGCACAGAUCACGGUAAGUGCUGGAAGAUGGACUUGAGCUUGGAAAGUGCUUUUAGAAAUAUUAUGUAUGAAUUUUUAUAUGGAAGUCAUAUGAAAUUGUUGAUAAUUUAGAGAUAUUAGGUUACCAUUUUAAAAUCAAUGAUAAAAAAGAAUAUUUGUAAAUGUUAUGAAUUUCAGAUCUUUUACAAAGAAGACUGUAGAAAGAGCAUUUGGUUUUCAAAUAAUUCCAUUUAUGUUUGAAUGGUUUCCUAGCAUGUUGGUGAUAUAUGAAAUUGGUACAUAGUUCUGUGUAAUGUGAAGAAUUGUAAGUGGACCCUUCAUUUGAAUCCUGUGAAACAUCACGGUGUGGUAAUUAGACAUUUCAAGGCACUUCUUGGAAUGUCCUUCAAAGUUGUGUUUCUUGUGUAUAUUUAUGACUGUCUUCAGGUGAAUGCCUUGAAGUGUGAAUUCAAUGUUUUUCUUUGAAUGAGUCAUUGAGAACCUAACAGCCAAGGAUUGUGCACAGAUAUUUGUUCCUAGUUCAGCUAGCGAUUGAUUAAUUUAUUAAACGUGUAUUGAAUGUAGACAGAUGUAUAAAUCUAUAAUCAUUUCCAUAGAUAAUGGCAAAACAAUCAUUAUCUGCGGAUUUAAAUGAUGCAGAUUCAAGUUCUUGUGUGGUGGAUCCAAGAAAGUAGAGUAUUGGACUCCACAAUGCACGUGCAGGGAUUUUCACAUUCAUUAUGUGUUUGUGUGUGUAUGUAUAUAUAUGCAUAUGUAUAAAAUCCAAAAUGCUAAUAAAUAUCCAAUCAAGUAAUUGUAUAGUAAAGAAAAUUCAGAACGCGGGAAAUAUAACUUGCUUCACACUUCAUGAAAAUGCUGACGUAAAGCAUUGCAGUUCAUGACCUCAUGUAUUUUCAAAACUUGAACCUCUAUAUUCAGUCAAACCUUGUUAUCUCGAACUCAAUGGGACUGUGAAAAAACUUUAAGAUAUCCGAUUGAUUGUAUAUUGUUCAACGUUCCUCUUGAGAAUACUUCACUCAUGGAGAUGUCACCAUUGCUGGUCCGAGGUCUCGAGAUAUCAAGUAUGAAAUAUUAAAAAAAAAUAAGUGACUGGGACUUCAGAAUAACUUCAACAUAUCCAUGAUAUUCGAGAUAUUGGUGUUCAAGAUACCUUGGUUCAACUGUAUAUGUAUGCAUACAUGCACACUAUAGCACCAUAAAUAUGUAUGUGACAAUUCCCUGCGAGUACAUUGUGCUGUACAAACACACACAAAUCCAAUUUGACUUAAAGAUUACAAUCCAUACAUGUAUUUGAAUUAACUUGCAAUUUUAUGUACUAAAUUGAUGUGUAUUGAUUUACCUGUUAAAUGUAGGUUAGCAAGCAUCAUACUGAAAAAGUUAUUGUCAUGUUAAGAUAAUCAUUGUGUAAAGGCAAUGAAAUAGUUGUUGAUGUUUUGAAAAAUAAAUGUUAUAAAUAUGGUUAAA
Ostrea edulis (European flat oyster) is the source of this 4574-nucleotide messenger RNA. RefSeq names its product class E basic helix-loop-helix protein 40-like. The coding region runs from base 359 to 1753 and encodes 464 amino acids. Gene Ontology annotation, biological process: regulation of circadian rhythm; anterior/posterior pattern specification; regulation of neurogenesis. Gene Ontology annotation, cellular component: nucleus. The record is from RefSeq and is a predicted model, not a curated record. NCBI's taxonomy places the organism in Eukaryota, Metazoa, Mollusca, Bivalvia, Ostreida, Ostreidae. The transcript has 6 exons. Gene Ontology annotation, molecular function: protein dimerization activity; DNA-binding transcription factor activity, RNA polymerase II-specific; RNA polymerase II cis-regulatory region sequence-specific DNA binding.